Molecule: messenger RNA, 3546 nt
Organism: Branchiostoma belcheri (Belcher's lancelet)
Lineage: Eukaryota; Metazoa; Chordata; Leptocardii; Amphioxiformes; Branchiostomatidae
Exons: 25
Coding region: 1-3546 (1181 amino acids)
Biological process (GO): lipid transport
Molecular function (GO): lipid carrier activity
Source: RefSeq, a predicted model, not a curated record
AUGUUUGCUAUGUUCAGCUUCAACGUGUCCAACAAUGGAGAAAUCCUUGAGGUGCAGUACCCAGAGAAUGAGAAGUCGUCUGCUGUCUUACAGAAGAAAGCGCUUCUUGGCACAUUUUCCUCACGGCUGCAUGCUUCGCUGCAGGAUCUGAAACAUGGAGGAAAACACCAGUGGCGCUACCUGGUCAAUGAGACAGGACAUGAAGGUACUCAUGAAGCAGAGUAUGAAGGACAGAAUAUUGGUGAGGUGCUACUUUUCAAAAGGAAGAAGUUUGGUCACACAGUCCCAAAUUCGGAGACUUCAAAUGAAAAGCAAAUCUGGUACCACAAAGAGAAGCAGGUUCCAACAAAAAUCAUGCUUGAUGAAAAGUUUACAGCUCCAAGGAAGAUAGCACCUGGUUUUCAGCCCCCCACUGCAAUUCCAGUUGGGUUUGGUGAAAGCCACUCUUAUGAGAGCGAUGACAGCUUUGAUCUACCAGAGAUGCACACAUUCUCAAGUGGGAAAAUGGAGUUGACAGAUGUCAUCCCCAUUCCAACUGAAGAGGCCCAAUUCAAAGUUCCUGACAACUUGAUGAAGGACACCCUCUAUAUUACAGAGUACCCUAAAAUCAGGUUUUCGCUGGAUGCUGUGUCACGGGAAAUCACGGGAAAUCUCACGUGCAUGCGCGAAGUUCGUCCAGUAUAUGCCAGAGAGCGAAUUAAGUGCUUCCAACAACUAGUUUCUAUCAUCAACCAUCUUGAGGAAUUGGAUCUUUUAAAAGUGGCAGACAAAUACAUCCAGUUUCCCACAAGAGAUUCCAAUACUACAGAAGACAUGCAUGCCAUCAUUGACGCAUUUGGAGCUGCUGCUCUUAACGAAACACAGAAAAUUCUGACCGAGAGAAUUUUGUUAAAGAACCCCCCUGAUGCAGGUCUUCUGAAGAAACUGUUUUCUCAUUUCGUCAAUCUACCAAAUCCACCACCCUUGACAUUUAUUGAUGCACUGGAAGACCUAGUAUUUCAAGGAGCUAAAUUUUCAGAUGAUGAAGACACCAAAGAAAUCACAACCAUGGCAACACUGCUCCUUGGAUCUCUUGCCGGUAGUCUGAAGUCCACAAAUCCCGUGCGUGCAGAACGUCUUGUUGCCAGAAUGGAAACAGAACUCCAACUGCAUGAUCCUCAGAAGCAUAGGACCAUUCGAUCAGCUGAAACCGGAACACACGAAUAUCACCACGAGCAGAGGAAAGCUACAUUACUCCUGUCCCUGGGAAAUGCUGGUCUGGACCGGUCCUACCACCACAUCCUUUCUUACAUCAACACCACCGACUCACCACAGCUGCUUAGGAGGAGGGGUGCAGCAGCAAUCGCUAACUACCAUCAUGAAGAUGCUGCAUCAAUGCUGCUCAGUAUUGCCCUGGACAACAACCAUGAAGACCACGUCCGCUAUGAUGCUCUCUUAGAGUACAGGAGACAUCCCAAGGCUGUGCCAAUAAGUGACAUCCAGUACCACCUUGUUAGAGGAUUGACAAACAUAACAGGCCUAAACAAAAGGGAUCAUUCACGACUGAAGCGAGGCAUCUUUGAUGGCAUCCAAUUCAAAUUACAACUGCCGGGUUACGAGUGGAACAAACAGGUUGGAUCGAGCAAGAUCGGGGCUAAUUUUGGACUAACUAUUCGGAACAUAAUGGACCUAGACAUAGCACCUCUGAAAGGGCAUUUCAAAAUUGAUGUUCUGGACGAAGCAUAUGCAGUGGCUAAUAUUGGCAUAUUGGGUAUCCACCAAGAUCUGGCACGAGUACGCUUCUGCUUUAGAGGACACAUUAAAUAUGAAAUCAACAUUCUCCAGGAGUUCAACUUCGAGGACAUUUUCAACAUUGUCAAGUUGCUGGAUUCAGUUGUGAACAAUAUCGUUGGAUCAAUUAAACAAACAAUUGAGAGCUUUCGACAACUAUUUGACAGUACUUCAGAUCUGUCAUUUCCCAAAAUAAUCCAACGGUUCGCCGAUGCAUUUGAUGACAUCCCCUUCAAGAUUGACGACCUUCGCGCUAUCGGACAAAAAGCUAUCCAGACAAUCGGAGAAAUUGUGGACCCACCCGACUUCAUCACUGAUGUAUCCAACGUCAUACGAAGGGUGACUGCACUGGUGACAGACAUCAAAACAGACGUGACAAAGUUCUAUGAUAGCAUUGCAGAUGCUAUCACUGUGACCCUGCCAUGGGCAAUUGAGCAGAUAAAGGAGGCAGUUAACAUGGUCGUAAACACGCUAAAGAACUUGUUCAAGUCACCACUUUCAGCUCUUGGAGACAUACAGAAGGCAAUUCUCAAGAUUCAACUGGCAAUAUCAUCAGUUCUUGAUGCUAAGAAACGGAUAGAAGAUGCCUGCUUGUUCACUAAAGGGCAGCGACCGUACUGGUUUGACAUCAAAUCAGUAAUCACAGAAAUCUGGGAGGAUGUACUGACGGCAAAAGACUCUGUACUGAAGGCAUUUGAGUGGUUCAAUGGGAAACACAGCGGUGACGAGAUAUUUAAAGAGUUCACUGGCGUCGAUGCGAAUGUGAUUCGACAGCAAAUUAAAGAGGAACUCCUUGCCUCUCUGAACACCUUCAUCAGUGGCCCACUGCAGGUUAUACAGGAGUUGGCGGCUCCUUUUGUGUCCACCUAUGAAUCAGUUGUGAAGACGAUAAAUGCUGUGAAAACUGGAUACACAACUGUCAAACAAGCGUAUACUGCUGCAAGGACCUUGAUCAGCAAAAUAUUUGGACCAAAAAUACACAAGGACUUUCCUAAGAAACUGCUGGAAUCAGACAAUUGCGGCAAUGGAUUUUAUCCAAGCACUGCCAGAGGGAGAUACGGGCAUCGAGGUGUGGAUCUGGAAGUUAGCAGUAAUGCAGAGAUUGUUGUUCCCUUCACUGGAGACGUCAGUGUCAUGGCUGCCAAUGAAAUCUCCAUUGUUGCAGAUGAACUCGACGGCAUUGAAAUCAUUCUUAGCUCAGUCAGCCUUAACAGUGGAAAAGAUGGGAUGAAGGUAUUCAAAGGAGAGCCACUGGGACGUGCCACAUCAUCUGGAUGUACCCCAAACAGCAUCCACCUGGCCAUGAGAAAAGUUGGAACAACUGAGUACAUAGAUCCAACUCGAUACCUAGAGAAGAGGAUUAUGCCUAAGCCACAGUGGAUUCAAGAGUGUGAUGAUUACCUUGUUAAAUUACUGUUCAAAGUGUUUGCAGAAGGAUCACUGACAAAAGGACCCAAGGACAAUGACACCACACCAGCACGUGGCCAGGAACCAGAUGUAUCCGGUCUGCAACCCAUUCCGACUGGCAACAGGAAAAAACGAGACAUACCCUUCAUAACAGCACUACAACAGAGAGCAGAUGAUUUUGCAGAUCGUCUAGGCCUGCCACGGAUAUCUGAAAUUGGACCAGUCCUUGCAGGGUUUAACAUAAAGGAUAUCAAAGUUGGCCAGAUCCUUGACUUGCUGGAAACAUUUGGACUGACAGAGUUAAAGAAAAAACUUGAAAAUGCCCUUAACACCUUAGAGGUAUUGUCUUUCAUUGUUGUUUAUUGGUGA